Monascus purpureus is the source of this 831-nucleotide messenger RNA. NCBI's taxonomy places the organism in Eukaryota, Fungi, Ascomycota, Eurotiomycetes, Eurotiales, Aspergillaceae. The record is from the annotation of a GenBank genome assembly.
UAAACAUAGAAAAUGGUGCUAAACGCAUUCCUUCGCAUCCGUCUCAUCCGCGCCAAAAAAGACGGCAAACCUCACUAUCAACCAUUAUAUUCAGACGUGAAAAAAGAAGAAAAAGAAAAAUCACGCAGACAACAGCGCAGACUUCUCACCCCCUCAGAACUGCCCCCCUGGUACGACUCAAACCCGUACAUCCUAACAGGAUACCGGCCUGUAAGUCAGUCUUUCUGGACCUCCCUGAAAAGCUGGACGUAUCUGCACAAUGAAUCGUGCAAUAUCUACACCCACCUCGUUCCGGGCGUGCUGUUCCUCCUUGCCCAGGGCACACUGUACCGAUAUAUCGUCGAGAACUGGAACUGGAACUGGAACCGAACCCAAACCCUAAAUGGAAAUGCUAUCGGUACCAGUACCAGUAUCCAGCUCACCGGACUCGACUGGGGUAUUCUCUCGCUGCAGCUGUUCACAGCGUCGACCUGUUUGCUCGUCUCGGCGUUCUAUCACACGCUCUCGAACCAUUCCGAGCACGCGGCGCAUCGGUGGUUGCAAUUCGACUAUGUUGGCAUUCUGACGCUCAUCCUGGGGAAUUUUAUCAGUGGCUUGCAUUUUGGGUUUUAUUGUGAGCCUGCCUUAAAGUAUUUCUAUUGGGGUCUUAUACUCACAUUGAGCCUCCUCACGGCUAUUACCCUCUUAAGCCCCAAAUUCAGAGGCCCCCAGUUCCGCUCACUGCGUCUGGCGGCCUUCAUCGGGACGGGUCUUUCGGCCAUCGCUCCCAUCGGCCAUGUCUGGCUCGCAUGGGGAUCAAACAGGUUGGAGAAGAUGGAGACGAAUUCCUGA